CAAACUGAUGUCAGCGUUGUGUUAGAUUUUGUGAGAAAAUAGUUUUUAUUGUGUUGUUUUAAGUGAUUCUUCGAACAUUUCGUCUUAUUAUUCUCUGACAUCAAUACUUUUGAGGCGUAAAUCGUCUUAUGUUUAUUCGGUGACACGUGAUUUAGGUGUGUUUCUGAAAUGACAAUGGCGAAUAACAGGAUACCAUCAGGACCCAAUACGCCUGGCAGUCAGCAAACGCCUACACAACAAGGAAUAAAAAUAUUCAUUCAAAGAGAUUAUUCUGAAGGGACUGCUGUUAAGUUUCAAACAAGGUUUCCUCCUGAGCUAGAAGACAGAAUAGACAGACAAACAUUUGAAUACACAAUGGAGAGAUUGAACGAACACUUUGAAAUGGCUGAGACGGCAGAUUGCAGUACUUACUGUGAAGGCUGUCUAGCCUGUCUCACAGCUUACUUUAUUUACAUAUGCACGGAGACACAUUAUGAAAAGCAUCUUCGAAAAAUAUCGAAGUUCAUAGCGACGCAGAAUGAAAGAGUGUACAAUCCUCGAGGAAUACACAUAACCGAUCCAAUACUUAGGGGCCUCCGAGUUAUAGAAAUAACAAUAAUAGAUUUACCUAAUUGCCAAAGCCCCACCGGUAAUUCAAAUAACACACAAAUGAGGCACACUUGACCACCACACGAAAACCGGGAGUUCUUUAUGUAACAAUCAAGGUACUGGUUUUAAACCAAUAACUAUUUUAAACUAUCAAUGGUGUAAAUUUAGAAUAUUGGGCACAACAUGCAAAACACGCCACAAGUUAUUCCAAGUGUGUUAAGUUUAAAUACACAUUAAGUUAUCUUGUCUUUUGAAGUUAUUUUCAUCCUAACUUUUAACCUAGCUGACUUAAAAAAGUUUUUGUGUAUGUACAGUACCUUUGUUCGCGCUAUUUCACGUGCAGUGCCUCACUCCUUGCUAAACUAAACUCCAUAUUUUUCUUCAGGAACAAAUUGCUU
Papilio machaon (common yellow swallowtail) is the source of this 986-nucleotide messenger RNA. Its product is annotated as golgin subfamily A member 7. Lineage: Eukaryota; Metazoa; Arthropoda; Insecta; Lepidoptera; Papilionidae. The record is from RefSeq and is a predicted model, not a curated record. The coding region runs from base 169 to 663 and encodes 164 amino acids. Gene Ontology annotation, biological process: protein targeting to membrane; peptidyl-L-cysteine S-palmitoylation. Gene Ontology annotation, cellular component: palmitoyltransferase complex. The transcript has 3 exons.